AUGGCUAUUAACGAAUUACGUUGGGGUAUUCUGGGCACAGGAAGCAUUGCCAAGAAAUUCGCAAAAGACCUCCUCGUCGACCCGGCCACAAGAAGACAUGGUAAUAUCGGCCACCUCCUUUCCGGGGUAGCAUCUUCUCGUUCAGAUGAUGUCGCCCAAGAAUUUAUCAAUACAGUACAAGCCCCGUCCUACUGUCACGCAUACGGCAAUUACUCCGAUCUAGUUAACUGCCCUAUCAUCGACGUGAUCUAUAUCGCGACACCUCAUUCCCACCACUUCCAGAAUGCCAUGCUAGCUCUCGAAGCGGGAAAGCAUGUGCUGUGUGAGAAAAGCCUGACUGUGAACGCUGCACAAGUCAAGAAGCUAUUCGCCAUAGCGAAGCAGAAACAAUGCUUUCUCAUGGAGGGACUAUGGACACGGUUCCUUCCAGUAAGUGUAGAGGUGCGUCGACUUCUCCAAGCCGGUGUCAUAGGGACUGUCACCCAUGUCUUCGCGGAUAAUGGCCUGGGAGCGGACCUACAUAGAGAUUUAGCGACAGGCGACCGCAUGGUUGUAAAAGAACUGGCUGGCGGGGCGUUGUUGGACCUUGGCGUGUAUUCAAUCCACUGGGUCCUUCAAGCCCUCUCCAAGGAAAUUCGCCGUCCAAAUCAGAUCCUCUCCACCAUGACGAAAAACCCCAUAUCAGGAGUCGAUGAAACCACCACCAUCCUUAUGAAAUUCGCUCCCAGCACUGCAGACGGACCUGAAAUCCAAGUCACAGCCAGUGGCAGUCUACGUACCACAACCAACACAGUCGGCGAGACCACUGCGGUACGGAUCCAAGGCGAUCAAGGCGAAAUACAAAUUUUUGGCUGGCCCUGGUGUCCAUCCCGACUACGGGUCAUCAGCCGGAGUCCCGGGAUGAAUAGCCGGGGGUUUAUCAGCAGCGAUAGGACCGACCUUCUACCUGACGGUGCAUACGGACUUUGUUUCGAAGCAGAUGAAGUCGCACGCUGCAUUUGUGAAGGCCUUCUAGAGAGUCCCGAGAUGCCCUGGCUAGAGAGCCUGACGGUCAUGGAGAUUAUGGACGCAGUGCGUCGGGAGAACGACCUCCAAUUCCCAAAGGAGAUUGAGACAUUGGAGUACCCUGUAGCGCUACCUCCUAAAAGAUGCCGAAACUAG
Molecule: messenger RNA, 1161 nt
Organism: Aspergillus caelatus
Lineage: Eukaryota; Fungi; Ascomycota; Eurotiomycetes; Eurotiales; Aspergillaceae
Product: Gfo/Idh/MocA family protein
Exons: 4
Coding region: 1-1161 (386 amino acids)
Molecular function (GO): nucleotide binding
Source: RefSeq, a predicted model, not a curated record